GGUUUAAGAAAAAGUUUACACAAGGAUUGUAUUGCAAGAAAGGAACCAGCUGAGUGUCUCUUUCCUAAAGAAAUUAUUAAAAACAUUGCCACCCCGGUGUUCCUCCUCCACUCAGCUUAUGAUUUUUGGCAGAUACAAAAUAUCUUGAUACCUGAAGGAUCAGAUCCGUAUCACUACUGGCAAAAGUGCAGACUGGACAUUCAUAAUUGCAAUGCUACCCAGGUUGAAAUACUGCAAGGUUACCGCAGAUCUCUUUUGAAGGCGCUAAAAGAAUUCCAGAAAAAUAAGGAAGGAGGAAUGUUUAUAAGUUCAUGCUUUAUUCAUUGCCAGGCAUGGAUGACUGAGACAUGGCAUGCUCCUACUUCUCCACGAAUAAACAAUAAGACAAUUGCAGAGUCCGUUGGCGAUUGGUACUUUAAUCGAAAUGCAUCAAAGAAAAUUGACUGCCCGUUUCUAUGCAAUCCUACCUGCUAUCAUGUAAAUUUCACACACGGUUGAUUGAACUCAAGAACACAAGUUUUUAGCGGGUUAUUCCCAACUGUAGAUCCUUACUUCCUCAGUAUCCCCUGGUGGAAAUACUCUCCUUGUCCAGUGCAUGAUCCUAUUUUUGUAGAUAUCGAGCAUGAAGGUGUUUUUAGAAGAAAACAGUUUAUAUUGUUGUCACUUCUUUACAUAUAGGAGACAGUCAUUGUUAAAUUUUGUAUAUUACAUUGCAGAGUACAAAUUAACCAAAUGAAAGGCCUUUGCUUGCAAU
Prunus avium (sweet cherry) is the source of this 754-nucleotide messenger RNA. The record is from RefSeq and is a predicted model, not a curated record. Lineage: Eukaryota; Viridiplantae; Streptophyta; Magnoliopsida; Rosales; Rosaceae.